AUGGGGGACGUGCGCGUGAGGGACUUGGCACAGCUUCUCAGACUCCUCACGUUGGCUUUUGUGGAGAAUUUGCCUUUUAUCACAACAAUCGCUGAAAAUGCAGCUUUGACAAGAUAUGAUGCCAUCAAAAAGAGCGGAGCGGGGUCUGAUGUCGGAGGCAUCAACUUCCUGCAGCUAGUGUUCUCGGUGUCCGGCAGAAUUUGGGAACUGCAGGUGCAAGCUGCGUAUGCGUUUAAUGCUGCUGCCAUUGGACAGCUUGUUGCGGAUCCUUGCGCCAGCAACCCUUGUCACCAUGGCAACUGCAGCAGCAGCAGCAGCAGCAGCAGCAAUGGCUACCUCUGCCUUUGCAAUGAUGGCUUUGAAGGUCCAAACUGUGAGCAGGCACUUCCCAGUGUACCAGCCUCUGGCUGGACCGAGUCCGUGGCGCCCAGACAGCUUCAGCCUGUCCCAGCUACCCAAGAGCCUGACGUCAUCCUGCCCCUCUCUCAGGCGACCGUGACCCUGCCGACAUGGCAGCCAAAAACGGGGCAGAAAGUGGUAGAAAUGAAAUGGGAUCAAGUGGAGGUGAUUCCAGAUAUUGCCUGUGGGAACGCUAGUUCUAAUAGCUCAGCGGGUGGCCGCCUGGCAUCCUUUGAGGUGCCACAGAACACCUCAGUCAAAAUUCGGCAAGAUGCCACCGCCUCGCUGAUUUUGCUGUGGAAGGUCACGGCCACAGGGUUCCAACAGUGCUCCCUCAUAGAUGGCAGGAGCGUGACCCUCCUCCAAGCCCCCGGGGGCCUCGUCCUGUUGGAGGAGAUGCUCGCCUUGGGACAGAAUCACUUCAUCGGUUUCGUGAAUGAUUCUGUCACUAAAUCGAUCGUGGCUUUGCGCUUGACCGUGGUGGUGAAGGCCAGCACCUGCGUGCCGGGAGCGAGCCAUGCCAGUGACGUGGAGUGUUCAGGAAGAGGAAGAUGCACCACGAAGCCAUCAGAGGCGACUUUCUCCUGUCACUGUGAUGAGCCGUAUGUCGGAACUUUCUGUGAAGAGUUCGAUGCCUGCCAGAGAAAACCCUGCCAGAACAGCGCGAGCUGCGUGGAUGCGAAGGAACAGCAAGAUGGGAGCAAUUUCACCUGCGUCUGCCUUGCAGGUUACACCGGAGAGCUUUGCCAAUCCAAGAUUGAUUAUUGUAUCCUAGACUCAUGCAGAAACGGAGCAACGUGCAUAUCUAAUCUCAGUGGAUUCACCUGCCAGUGUCCUGAAGGGUACUUCGGCUCCACCUGCGAAGAGAAGGUGGACCCGUGCGCCUCGUCGCCGUGCCAGAACAACGCGAGCUGCUUCGCGGACGGGGUGCGCUUCAGCUGUGGCUGCAGCGCCGGCUUCACGGGGCCCACCUGUGCCCAGCUGGUUGACUUCUGCGCCCUGAGCCCCUGCGCUCACGGCACCUGCCGCAGCGUGGGCACCAGCUACAAAUGCCUCUGUGACCCAGGUUACCACGGCCUGUACUGUGAGGAGGAAUACAACGAGUGUCUCUCUGCUCCGUGCCUGAACGCUGCCACCUGUCGGGACCUUGUCAACGGCUAUGAGUGUGUAUGCCUGGCAGAAUAUAAAGGAGCACACUGUGAGUCGUACAAGGACCCCUGCGCUAAUGUCAGCUGUCUGCACGGAGGCACCUGUGACAGCGAGGGCCUGAACGGCACGUGUGUCUGCGCGCCAGGGUUCACAGGCGAAGAGUGUGACAUUGACAUCAACGAAUGUGACAGUAACCCCUGCCACCAUGCCGGCACCUGCCUGGACCAGUCCAAUGGUUAUACCUGCCACUGCCCACACGGCUGGGUGGGAGCAAACUGUGAAAUCCACCUCCAGUGGAAGUCCGGGCACAUGGCGGAGAGCCUCACCAACAUGCCCCGGCACUCGCUCUACAUCAUCAUCGGGGCCCUGUGCGUCGCCUUCGUCCUCAUGCUGAUCAUCCUGAUCGUGGGGAUCUGCCGCAUCAGCCGCAUCGAGUACCAGGGCUCUUCCAGGCCGGCCUACGAGGAGUUCUACAGCUGCCGCAGCAUCGACAGCGAGUUCAGCAACGCCCUCGCCUCCAUCCGGCACGCCAGGUUUGGAAAGAAAGCCCGGCCUGCGAUGUAUGACGUGACCCCCAUAGCCUACGAGGAUUACAGCCCGGAUGACAAACCCUUGGUCACACUGAUUAAAACAAAAGAUUUGUAAUCAUUUUUUGGGGAUUAUUUUUCAAAAAGAUGGGGUACCACCCUCAUUUAAAUAUUUUUAAGAAAAUAAAAAGCUUAAGAAAUUGAAAAUGUUAGCUGCUCAAGAGUUUUCAGUAGACUAUUUAAGAACUAAUUUUCUGCAGCUUUUAGUUUGGAAAAAAAAAUAUUUUAAAAACAGAAUUUGAGGAGUCCAUAGACUACAUUUUAAUGUACUUUCGGCUCUCUAAAACCUAUGCUGCAACUAGUGUGUGGUCUUUUCAUGGUAGACAGUGUCAUGACACCCAGAUUAAUUUCUGUGGCUGGUGCAGAGUAAGUCUAAUCAACGGUAAGUUUCAGUUUGAUAUGCCAGUGCUGGCUUUCUGAGUAGAGUUAGGAAACCAUGUAGAGUAUGAUGCAUAGAACAAUAUACCCGUUACUUAAAAAAGAAGUCUGAAGUGUUUUGUUUUGUGAAAAAGAAGCUAGUUAAAUUUAUUAUUCCUAACCUGAAUGAAAUUAGCCUCUGCCUUAUUCUGUGCAUGGGUAAGUAGCUUGUUUCUGCACUGUUUUGUUGAACCUUGCGAAAACACCGUUUCGGUUCGUUUUUGUCGUUUUCAGUCUUCUAGCUAGGCCUUGAAAACGUGCGUAACGAAAGGGCCUAGCGAAGCAAGUCAUGAUCGAAUUGAAUCUAUAUUUUCUUUAACAAGUCGAGGGGUUUAUAUCGUGAGUAAGUUAAAUUUACGUCGGUGUUAGUCGCUAAGAGGUAGUAAACGUAAGAGAGUCCUGGUUCCUUCGGUAGUGAGUAUUUCUCAUAGUGCAUCUUUAUUUAUACCCGGGACAUUUUUUGUGGCUGUAUUUGAUUGAUAUGUGCUUCUUCUGAUUCUUGCUAAUUUCAAAGAAUAUUGAAUAAAUGUUACCAAGUCAAGGA
Molecule: messenger RNA, 3096 nt
Organism: Pteropus alecto (black flying fox)
Lineage: Eukaryota; Metazoa; Chordata; Mammalia; Chiroptera; Pteropodidae
Gene: DNER
Product: delta/notch like EGF repeat containing
Exons: 14
Coding region: 1-2193 (730 amino acids)
Biological process (GO): heterophilic cell-cell adhesion; establishment or maintenance of epithelial cell apical/basal polarity
Cellular component (GO): plasma membrane; protein-containing complex
Molecular function (GO): calcium ion binding
Source: RefSeq, a predicted model, not a curated record